UGGCUUAAUUUUUCUUACAGGUAAUCAAUGCAUAUUUGGCAGUCAUAGUGCGUGAACACAAUCGCCAGAAUCCUGCAAAAGCAGCAUUCAUUGAUUCAUUUGCUAUGACUGCAAUGUGGCAAAAAAGGACUCAGAGACUCAAGAUUAAACCCCUGGAGUACGACAUUAUUCUGGGAAUUGUAAAUGAGCAUCAUCACUGGACACUUGUGGUCAUCUACCCACAAGAAAAAAAAUCCUUGUACUUGGAUUCGCUGGGGGAGUCGAAGGAAGCAAUUAAAAAAUGUUUGAACACAACAAGGGCUUUCAUGCGAAAAAAAGGCUGCAACUUUUCAAGGUGGACAUGCGGUACUGUACAACACACACAACAAUCUGACAGUACAUCGUGUGGAGUCUUUGCACUGAAGUUUGCAGAAUGUCUGUUGCAAAAGGAAGACACCAGUUUUCCUGCCACGAAAGAGGCCAUAAACAGACACAGGCUAGAAAUUGCUGUUACUCUUCUCCUGGAAACUGAUGACCUGACAGACAGAUGCCACUUUUGUGGGGAACAGGAACAUGAGUCCGAUGUGAACUGGAUUCAGUGUGAUGUUUGUUUGCGGUGGUUCCACCAAAUGUGUGUUCAAGGCCCACCAGCAGAAGAGGAUUUUGUUUGUCUUGCUUGUUAAAGUCCUUAGCUGGAUGAAUAGUAUCUAGAGUUGUAAUUGUUAAAUAGUUGGACCAGUAUGUUAGUUGUGUUUGUUAUUUUUG
Messenger RNA from Amphiprion ocellaris (clown anemonefish), 744 nucleotides. Its product is annotated as sentrin-specific protease 2-like. Gene Ontology annotation, cellular component: nucleus. The record is from RefSeq and is a predicted model, not a curated record. The transcript is spliced from 7 exons. Gene Ontology annotation, biological process: protein desumoylation. Gene Ontology annotation, molecular function: deSUMOylase activity. Lineage: Eukaryota; Metazoa; Chordata; Actinopteri; Pomacentridae. The coding region runs from base 105 to 662 and encodes 185 amino acids.